AUGGUUUCAUUAAAAGUUGAUACUAAUCCAGAUUUUAAAGGUAGAUUAAUAGAACAAGAUAUAUUAGAUCAAUCUGGUUCUCAACCAAUUUAUUUAUCAAGAAUUGAAAUUAAUGGUGGUGAAACUUUUAGUUACCAGUUCUUUAAUAAAUUAUUAUCACCAUUAGUUGAUAAUAGUGAUUAUACAUUUUCACAAUUAGUUACAAAUAUACAAUCAACUAGAUCUAAUUUAUUAAAUACUGGAGUUUUUAAAAAUGUUGAUGUUAAUUUACAGCCAGAUUAUUUUAUAAAUUAUCCACAACAAAUUAAAUCUUAUAAUAAUGAAAAAUCAAUACCAACUAAAUUAACAUUUGAUUUAUCAUCAAUAAAUUUAAAUAUUAAUGAAGGUUUCUUUAAUUUUAAUAAUGAAGAAAUGUUAAAUUUGAAUUUAAAUCAUUUAAAUAAUAAUUUUAAUGAAAAUGCAGAAUUGGUUUCAAUUGGUGUGGAUUAUAAUCCUUAUAAACCAUAUGAUGUAUUAUUAACAAAUGGGAAAUUUAUAUCGAGUUUGAAAAAUCCAUUAUUCAAAUUUUUAAUAGAUUUAAAUGUUGGUCAAUCAAAUAAUUUAAAUUGGGGGAAUUUUAAAUCUAAAAUAUUAAGUGGUAAAUUGGGUUUAUUAUAUAAAAAAGAACAAUUUGAUAUAUUUAAUGGAUUUCAAAUUAAUAAAAAGAAUUUAUAUGAUAUUGAAGAUGAUGAUAUAAAAUUCUUUACUGGUGAUUUUUUAAAAACUUCAGUUUUGAAUAAUGUAAAUUAUUCAAAUGUUUCAUAUAUUAACACUCUUACCAAAAACUUCCCAACUAACGGAAUUAAAUUCAACAUUAAUAUUGAAUUAUCAUCUAUUCAAGAAAAUUCAAAUAAUUUAAAUGGAGGUGAAUUUUUCAAAUCAAGUAUAAAUGCAAAUAUUUAUAAAAGUUUAUUUAACAAUCUUUUAACAACUCAUUUUGAAACUGAUUUUGGUUUCAUAUAUUCAUUUUCAAAAUUCCCGAUCCAUCCAACUGAUAAAUUUUAUCUUGGUGGAUUUAAUUCAUUUAUUGGAUUUAAUAAAAAUUCAGUCGAACCAAAAGGUGGUUUACAAUUUUAUAAAGUUCAGUCUACAUUUUAUACUAAAGUUCCAUCAUUAUUGUAUAAAGCAAAUGGUUUCGCACAUGAAGCCAAUCCAUUAAGAUUAUAUGCAACUGCAAUAAUUGGUAAUGUAUCAAAUAAUAUAUUUAAAGAUGAAUCUGGAGCAUUAAGUUAUGGUUUAGGUUUAAGAUAUUUUAAUCAUUGGGCAAAUUUUGAUCUUGGUUAUUAUAUAAGUAAUAGGUUUGGUUAUCAACAAGACAAUACUCAAGGUUUAAGAAAUGGUAUACAAUUUUCAAUAUCAAUUGGUGGUUCAAAUAGAAAUACAUAG
Molecule: messenger RNA, 1425 nt
Organism: Insectozyma verbasci
Lineage: Eukaryota; Fungi; Ascomycota; Pichiomycetes; Serinales; Debaryomycetaceae
Source: the annotation of a GenBank genome assembly